Molecule: messenger RNA, 654 nt
Organism: Seminavis robusta
Lineage: Eukaryota; Bacillariophyta; Bacillariophyceae; Naviculales; Naviculaceae
Source: the annotation of a GenBank genome assembly
AUGAAAGAAACCGAGAGGCUCCACAAUAAUGCCAACAGCAAGAAUAAUUAUGAUGGUAGGCCACAACCGGAAUUAGUCAUUCCUUCUCCAUCCGACUUUCCAGACCUUGCUGUGAUGUUAAAAGCCGCAUUCCAGGAAAAAAACGGUUGUAGUAGCACAGACAAAGCCAUCAACAAUGCGCUCAAGGCAUAUCAGCAGUAUCGUGACGAAUACCCCCAAAAACUGGAACACUGUCGAGUCAUCAAGCAAAAUGGCAUUGUCAUGGCAGGAUGUCAAUUGCAAGUGGCGGGAGAUCCUGGAGAUUUUUCCUUUCCGGCAUACGCAAGACACGAACUGCAGCCAGGCGAAGUCUAUGUGGAAUGGAUUGCCUGUCAUCCAGAUCAUACUGGCAAGGGACUAGGAUCCAUGUUGCUUCGAUGGGCCACAGACUUUGCUACCCAUACAGUGGGUGCCAAGGUUUUGACGCUGGAUGUCAUGAAGAAAAACGUCGGAGCGGUCCGACUCUACGAACGAAAGGGAUUUUGUAUCAAACAAAACAAGGAUGCGGUGGAUGCCUUUUUCGAGGGUCUUCUUGUAUUUUGCUGCUUGGGGUGCAAGUAUUGGACGGUCUUGAACAUGGAAAAGCCUCUAGAGGUAGAACCAGAAACGAAGUAA